CUGAUGAAAAGACUUCAGAUUCUUCUGAGACUGAAGACAGUGAAGAAGAAGAAGAUGACGAUGAUGAUUGGCAGGAGCCUUUGUCAGAUUCUGAGCCUGAUGCUGAAGACAGCGACAGUAGCAGCAAGGAGCCCAGGGCACCUGACGCAGGCAGACAUGCUAUGAAGCACAAGGAAGCCCCUGUAGGAGAUGUGGGAUGCCACAAAGCCAAAAACUCCUUUAGCUGCUUUCAGUGUGGUAAACAGUUUCACAGCAAGCAGUCAUUUCACAGACACAUGAUAUGCCAUUCAGGAAAACGGUCUUCAUGCUCUUUGGUUAAUAAGAAACAUUUUCGAAUGAAGCAGAAUGAGACUUCACAGUUGAGAGUCCAGGCAGGAGAAACAACAUUUGGUUGUGAUAUUUGUGGUAAAAGACUUAGACAACAGAGAAAUCUCAAGAGACACAUGAUCCUCCACACAGGAGAGAAAACAUUUGGUUGUGAUGUGUGCAGUAAAAGAUUUUAUGAUCAGAGAAAUCUGAGGAGACACAUGAGGGUCCACACAGGAGAGAAGCCAUUUUGUUGUGAUGUUUGUGGUAAAAGAUUUUGCGACCAGAGAAAUCUGAAGAGACACACGAAAAUCCACACAGAAGAGAAACCGUUAGUUUGUGGUGUAUGUGGUAAAAUCUGUGAACAUCAACAAAGUCUGAGCAGACACAUGGUAGUCCACACAGGGGAGAAACCAUUUGGCUGUGAUGUCUGUGGGAUAAGAUUUAAACUAAAGAAGUCUCUUAAAACACACAUGAGAGUCCACACAGGAGAGAAACCGUUUGGUUGUGAUGUUUGUGGUAAGAGAUUUGGAUAUCGGGGUAGUCUGAAAACACACAUGAGACUCCAUACUGGAGAGAAUCCAUUUGGUUGUCAUGUUUGUGGCAAAAGAUUUCACGAUCAGAAAAAUCUGAGGAGGCACAUGACACUCCACACGGGAGAGAAACCUUUCGGGUGUGUUGUUUGUGGUAAAAGAUUUAGACAACGAAGGAAUCUCAAGAGACACACGAGAAUCCACACAAGCGAGAAAAUAGUAGCUUGUGAAACGUGUGGUAAAAGUUUUUACGAUCAGAGAAGUCUGAGGAGACACAUGACGGUUCACACAGGAGAGAAGCCAUUUGCUUGUGAUGUUUGUUUUCAAAGAUUUACACAAAAGAGAAAUCUGAAGAGACACACGAGAAUCCACACAGGAGAGAAGCCAUUUAGCUGUGAUGUUUGUGGCAAAUGCUUUAGAGAUCAGGUGAAUCUGAAGAGGCACAUGCCAGUCCACACACAGAAGAAACCAUCUGGUGACAGUGAUGAAAGGUAACUAAAUACAUUUACUUAAGUGAUGUAGUUAAAUAGAAUUUUAAGGUUCUUGUACUUGUGUAUUUCUGUUUUAUACUACUGUAUACUUUUACUUCACUACUGUACAUUUCAAAAGGAAGCAUGGUGCUUUUUUUUUCCUGCACUACAUUUACAUGAUAGUCAAGGUCACCACUUACUUUUCAAAUUACAUUUUUACAAUGUAAAACGUAAUGAUAAACAAAUGCCCAUACAAAAACAGCAGAGCUGAUUCUGAGCCCUUGUUACAUGUUUCAAAUGUCUCUCACUUCUUAGCAGUUCGGCUGAAGGUUGGGUUAUUCCCUAAACAUCUCAGAUGGUUUCAUCAAAAUAAUUUUUUAAGAUGAAAGAGGUCAAAUCAUCCACAAAGAGCAAAGAAUCCCACCAAGGUUUAUCACAGAACCGUUUGAUUUUUUGGCCUGAUAUCUGUUCAUGAGUUCAGUAUUGUUUGGUGAAUUCCAGUCCCAGUCCACUUUUCCUUCACUUCCAAACCCAUAAAAUCAAACUUGAUAUUAAAAUGGUGUCCUGGUGUUUGGGAUCUCUGGGCCAGUAUUCAGUCAGAGAUAUUGGCUGUCCACUUUGUGUUCUAAAACAGAGAUGUGUUGCUUAGCAUGAAAGAUUAGCCUGUUUUCUGGAAUUACCGUUAUCAGCUGAUGAAGCUCGGUGUCAUAUUGCCUCUUCAUGCUGCCUGCACCUCAUGCAAAUGCUUGCAUAGGCAAAUGGAACGCAGCCAAACUUCCAUGAAGAAUACGCUUGUGUUUCCCCAGUUACAGCUCCUCCCAGCAGCCUCCUCACUCCUGCAUUCCUCAGAGUAGAAAUAAGAGCUUUGAGAUGCUCUUCAUCU
This is a messenger RNA of Monopterus albus (swamp eel), 2192 nucleotides long. Its product is annotated as gastrula zinc finger protein XlCGF8.2DB-like. Lineage: Eukaryota; Metazoa; Chordata; Actinopteri; Synbranchiformes; Synbranchidae. Gene Ontology annotation, cellular component: nucleus. Bases 162 to 1334 code for a protein of 390 amino acids. The transcript has a single exon. The record is from RefSeq and is a predicted model, not a curated record. Gene Ontology annotation, biological process: regulation of gene expression.